AUAUCAACACUAGCAGCUCAAACUUCACUUGAGCAGCCCAAAGCUCGAUUAACUUCACAAAUUUGUAUUGUUUCCCAUGUUGUUCGCUCUGUAAUAGGUGUCUUGCGCAACGAUUUUGCAAUGGGCUCAAAGGUGAUAACUAGUGCGAAGGAGUUUUAUAAAAUUCUGCGGUCACUUCAAGAUAAGGAAAGCAACGAUCCAUUUACAUAUGAGGAGGACAUCCAAAUUUUAAAGAUGAAUGGAGACAACAUCCCUGUGCUGAAUAUGUACUAUGGCAACCAGCCGGUCUUCAUCUGUGAAAAAGCUGUUCCAAAAAUAGAUGAACCUGAUGAUCAGCCGAUGACUGAAACAUCCAACUGCACUGAUGACGGUGCUGAUGAUGAUGCAAAUGUUCUCCAGACAGAGCUGGGACCACAGCCACUCACAAUCAUGAAAGCAAGGCAGCUGCUGUCCUGGUACACAUUAUCUCAGAAUGCUAAAGUGUCAGCCGUAGACAACAACCCUGGCUUACACCCACUGUGGGUGCGAUGUGACAUGUCUGAUCCAGCUGGGACAACCUGGUUUGGAGCUGAAACAGUCUGCACAGGCAAUAAAGUGUCUGGUGUCAAAUUAUACUCUGUUACCUGCAAAGGCUCAACUGUGGACAAAAGAUGUCUCAUCACCUUGGAGGAGCUUAAACAAGAGCACAAGAAAAGGCACCCUCCAUCUUCAAUGGCCGUUAAAGGCAGUGCCAAGUUCAGCUUGUUUGGCUCCAGUGUUGUUGAAAACACCAUAAUUGAGUCACAGAGUAGUGUGACAGUGGAUUUCAAGUGGAGCCACGUGGAGAGUAUUCUCGAGACUCCACCCCUGUCCUCCACAGCAACACUGAAUAUCAAAGUUUCCAGCGGGGACAUGAGGAGCCCGAUGUAUGAGAUCUACAGGGAGCUAGAGUUCCUUCAGACUCUUGCGGAUGGUUUAAGAACUGGUGAGACUGAAUGGAUGGAGCCUUUGGAAAACACAUCAGCUGUAAAUCUGACCAAAGCUUUCUUAGAAGAGCUUCGGGGCACUGCGAAGACACUACAGGAUGAGGCUACAAAAACAGCUGAGCCCACAAAGCCGAAGGCUGAGACAGACCCUCCCAUUUUCAACUCUUUCUUGGAACGAGGCGAUUUGGAUUUUGUGGAGCAGCUGUGGGUUCGGAUGAGAAAGAGUGUGACUUCCUAUCAAGACAUUGGAGAAUGCCUGAAAUUGGUCACGGAAGCUCUGAGAUACGGUGACAUCAAACCCUGGAUUCACAGAGACAGCAAUAGCUCCCUCAGCAAGCUCAUCCUGCAGUCCUACCAUCAGCAGAUCGACCACGUGUCUCUCACAGGUGUCACCCCUGUCCACAUGUUGCUGGAGAUGGGUCUGGACAAGAUGAGAAAGGAUUACAUUAACUACCUCAUUGGUGAAGAAUUGACAACUCUUAACCACUUGUGUUAUUACCUGAGCACGGAGGUUGACCUGCAGGAGCAAGUGAUCCGACUUAGAAAACUGCACCAUCUGCUGGAGAUAAUCGUGACCUGCAGUACUUUCCUGGGUUUGCCCUACGACCGGCUCUUCCUUCUCACACAGUCAUGUUUGCAGCACUACAAAACACACCCAUAUGAUGAGGAGCAUGAAUUCAAACUGCAAAUCAAACCUGCGCUGAUCAGCCAUUUCUACCAGAAAGAGCACCCUGUUGUGUGGGGGGCUGAGAUGUCCAGUGGCCACGGUCCACGUGAGGUCAGGACAUCUGUGCAGCUCAGUGACAGACCGCUGGUUGAUCAUGUCAUCUUUGACACAGAUUACCCAAAUGAAACAGUGAAUGGGGACAGCGAGGAUCCCGCCUUCUUCUCCACCAUGGUGUGCUGCAGUCUCGUCAACUUUGCGUAAAUUUACAAAGAGCGCAACUAAACAACAAAGGAGAUGAUUAUUGUCAUCUCAUAAUAUUCUCAUCAGCAAAUAACAUUUUUUUAAUUACAAAAACAUAUAC
Messenger RNA from Plectropomus leopardus (leopard coralgrouper), 1993 nucleotides. RefSeq names its product zwilch kinetochore protein (gene zwilch). Lineage: Eukaryota; Metazoa; Chordata; Actinopteri; Perciformes; Serranidae. Gene Ontology annotation, biological process: mitotic spindle assembly checkpoint signaling; protein localization to kinetochore. The record is from RefSeq and is a predicted model, not a curated record. Gene Ontology annotation, cellular component: RZZ complex.